Monoraphidium neglectum is the source of this 891-nucleotide messenger RNA. RefSeq lists its product as hypothetical. The transcript has 5 exons. Lineage: Eukaryota; Viridiplantae; Chlorophyta; Chlorophyceae; Sphaeropleales; Selenastraceae. The coding region runs from base 1 to 891 and encodes 296 amino acids. The record is from RefSeq and is a predicted model, not a curated record.
AUGGCAACCACGACGCACCCCGCCCGCCUCCCCGCGGCCGCCGCCGCCGCGCUGCUCCUCGCCACGCUCCUGGCGGCAGCGCGCCCGGCCGCCGCGUGCCGCGUCACAAACGUGGACGUCUCACUGUCUUCCAGCCCCGCCGGCCUGUCCAGCACCGCCUACACCGCGGACGGCGUGAGGCAGCACUUCAGCCUGGAUGUCAACCGCGUGACCUACGUUCCCACCCGCACCGCCACCACCGCCUGCGUCGACUCACGCCACGAGUACCCCGUCAUCGGCACCCCCGGCGGCGACAUUGCCGAGUUCAUUGGUGGUUUUGCUGUCUACCUCAACCUUACAGGCCAGACGCUCACCCAGAGGCCGGCCCACUGCGCGCGCGCCCCAUCGGCAGCACCGCCCAGUGCGCAAAACUCGCGCCUCGGCGCCCAACCGAUCGGGCCGGCGGCAUCGCACUGGCAAGCACACGGCGGGCCAGCUUCGCGCCUCAGAAUUGCAACCAUUGCUGCGCGCAGGUGGGGCACCCCAAUUGGGGACAAAGUCCGCAAGACCAUCAACUACGCCAUCCUCCAGGGGCCCCUUAACGGCAAGGCGGUGGCCGUUGGUGCCAACAAAGGCGCCUGCUCCACGCGUUCCCCCGCCAUCUCCAGCAGCGCCGGCGGCUCCCAGCUGUUUGUAUACCAUGCUGAUGCAAUCGAUACCAUCCGCAAGAACACCCUGACACUUUGGUUUGUCAACUAUGCCCGCCGCAACGCAAAAACACCGCUGGAUCCCACCACCUUCUAUAACAGCGUCAAGGUACUGCAGUCAAAGCACCUGGGCGCCACCCUGCGGCUGCUGUCGCCCGUCAACACCCUCAGCGUCUUCGGCGUCUCCCUCACGACCUCCAACUGA